AACUUCGGGAAAUCGCACCCGCCGCUACACAGAGAGCUACGUCGGUGUUGUCAACAAUGGAAGUUGAUCAUCUCUUUAUUUAGCCUUGAUAAUAUUUGCAGAUCAAGUGUGCAAUCAGCUGAUAGGCACAGUAAUUUAGUGACCUUUCUAAGAUGGCUAAGGAGCCUGGCCGUGUACUGAAACCAUUCAACAGUUCUAGUGGUCCAGAUAUCAUCUCGCCAGUUAAACCGGGCACAGCUUUGUUACAGGCCAAAGAAAAUACAUCCACUUGUGCACAACCUGAAAGAAAACAGUGGUGUUUGCAGGAUUUUGAUAUAGGGAGGCCAUUGGGUAAAGGAAAGUUUGGGAAUGUGUACCUGGCCAGAGAGAAAUCCACCAAAUAUGUUGUAGCAAUAAAGGUACUGUUUAAGUCGCAGUUACAGAAAGCCGGUGUUGAGCACCAGCUUCGACGGGAGAUAGAAAUACAGUCGCAUCUGAGCCAUCCCCACAUUCUGCGCUUGUUUCAAUACUUCCAUGACAAGACAAGAGUCUACCUGGUCCUGGAGUAUGCCCCUAAGGGAGAACUUUACAAGGAGCUCAUGAAGAAUACAAGAUUUGAUGAGAAACGGACAGCAACAUAUAUGUACCAGAUGACUAGUGCCCUGCUGUACUGCCACAGUAAAAAGGUCAUCCACAGGGACAUCAAACCCGAGAACCUCCUCCUUGGACUUACAGGAGAUCUAAAAAUCGCUGACUUUGGCUGGUCAGUUCAUGCUCCCUCGUCUAGGAGAACCACACUCUGCGGAACCUUAGAUUACCUACCUCCAGAAAUGAUUGAGGGCAAACUUCACGAUGAGAAGGUGGAUCUGUGGAGUUUGGGCGUGCUAUGUUACGAGUUCCUUGUAGGGAAACCUCCUUUUGAGGCAGAGACCAACUCAGAUACAUAUAGACGGAUAACCAAAGUGGAUCUUCAGUUCCCUCCAUAUGUGUCCCAUCCAGCUAGAAAUCUUAUUAGUAUGUUGCUAAAGCAUGACCCCAGUCAGCGCAUUACUCUGGAAAAGGUACUGGAACAUCCCUGGAUCAAAGAAAACCAGCGCCCAGCAGCACCAUAGAAAAAAUCAUUAUCAGAAUGCAAGGGGCAGUCCAAGUUCUCCAGAUAGGAGGAUAAAAGAAAAGGAAACAAAUUCUUCAAUAUCCCAGUACCAACCAGUCAUUCAAGAUAAAAGGAUAUCAUGUUAAAAAUAGCAACGAUGCUGCAUACAAGCAGUGUUUGGAUGUGGGGUGUUGUGUAAGGCGAUUGGGACAUCUGUGUCAUCAACAUAAUGCCCAUGCCUACCUGGGUCCCAAAACAUUGACUGAAGGAUUUGUGAUGGUACAACUUUGUGAUAUUUCUUAACACUGGCGCUGUGUCACCUGUUUUACUGUGAUUAUCAAACAUACUGACAGUAAGAUUUGUGAGAGAAACUGGUGUUUGUGGACAAUAGAUCUUGAUACGCAUAAACCAAAAAGGCAUUCAGUGUAUUCAAUAGAAUAUAAAUAAACAUGAAACUAGAUCCAGUGUCAUGAUAUUAAAAGAAAUGAAUUUGUCACAAAUUUCAGCCAUUUUUUUGUGGGCACAAUAUACAUAUAUUUUUGGAAUCAGCUAAUCUGGAAAAAAUUGGUUGUCAUUCCUGAAGUUUUACAUGUAGUAUAGAAGUAUAUUUAGGAUUGUGUUUUCUGCGUGUGUGCGUCACCGUGAAAUAUACAUGUAUCUCUAUCAUGUAGACUAAAGCUGCAUCAUCCUUUGUGUCCCUUUGUAAUGUGUUCUAUAUAUAAUUCUAUCCUUCUCACUACAGACAAAUAGUCAAACGGGUUAUUCUACUCUCCCUAUGAACUCUUCAUUACUUUAAUUUCUGUGGUUUUUUUUUUUAUAUCUUGUGUGUUAACCUUAAUAUCUUGUCAGAAUUCCUAUGGCAAUAUAUAGGAGACGAUACUAGAUUUUCAUCUUAAGCUCCACUUGAAAACAAUAGAAUUUGUCAAAAACACAUUGAACCAUUUUGUUUCUCAACUUGUAUUGAAUAAGAAUUAUUACUUCUUACAGUUUCAUUUUGAUUCGGAUAAUAAAAGAAAUUUUGUACUUGUUUCAUAAAUCACAUAAAAGAUACUGUUCCCUUAUAUAUAUAUAAAUACAUUGAUAUUUGAAUCCAUUGACAUGUUUACUAUCAUCCUCGAUAUUUCAGGAAUUACAUUCAAUUCCACUCUGGGCACCUCUGGAAUAUAUUAUACAAUUGAAUUCUCAGUCAUUACCAUAUUGUCGAUAAAACAAAUUUCCUAUUAUGUACAUUAAACAAAUUUUCAGCAUGCUGUUAAA
Messenger RNA from Pecten maximus, 2329 nucleotides. Its product is annotated as aurora kinase A-A-like. Gene Ontology annotation, cellular component: spindle midzone; spindle microtubule; spindle pole centrosome. Gene Ontology annotation, molecular function: ATP binding; protein kinase activity. Lineage: Eukaryota; Metazoa; Mollusca; Bivalvia; Pectinida; Pectinidae. The record is from RefSeq and is a predicted model, not a curated record. The transcript has 8 exons. Gene Ontology annotation, biological process: mitotic spindle organization; regulation of cytokinesis; protein phosphorylation. The coding region runs from base 153 to 1091 and encodes 312 amino acids.